Messenger RNA from Coffea eugenioides, 1545 nucleotides. Its product is annotated as ribosome biogenesis protein BRX1 homolog 1-like. The record is from RefSeq and is a predicted model, not a curated record. The transcript has 9 exons. Bases 191 to 1135 code for a protein of 314 amino acids. Gene Ontology annotation, biological process: ribosomal large subunit assembly; rRNA processing. Gene Ontology annotation, cellular component: nucleolus. NCBI's taxonomy places the organism in Eukaryota, Viridiplantae, Streptophyta, Magnoliopsida, Gentianales, Rubiaceae. Gene Ontology annotation, molecular function: rRNA binding.
CCAUAUCUUUGUUGCCAGCGGCGUCUGCUUAAACCCCAAAACCCCCAACCUCCUUCGCCCGUCGACCACCAAAAGAACCUGCCACUUUUCCUUGCCACCGCCGUCGACGCCACGCCCCGAGCAGCAAACCGGACUCACUACAUCCGACUCUUCGUCAAAGCCCUUCAUCCCAGAAUUCCAUAAGAAUCCAAUGGGGAAGAAGAGAAAGCACAGUGAAACUGCUGCUGUGACUGAAGUUAAUAAAGAAGACAGUGCAGCAGAGCGGCCUAAAAGGACACUCCUUGGUUGGAAAGAUAAGAUUGAAGAGAAAAAGGAGAGUGAUUCUGUUGUGGGUUUUAGGAACAAAGAGAAGGUCUUGGUCACUUGCUCUCGCCGUAUCAGUUUCAGGUAUCGGCAUUUAAUGUUAAAUGUGGUGUCACUUUUGCCACACUGCAAGAAGGAUAACAAGGUUGAGUCCAAGGAUAGCAAAGGUGCAACCUUGAAUGAGCUAGUUGAGCUGAAGGGUUGUUCUUCUUGUUUGUUUUUUGAGUGUAGAAAAGGUAGGGACCUUUAUCUUUGGAUGGCCAAGUGCCCAAACGGUCCAUCUGUGAAGUUUUUAGUUAAUGCUGUGCACACAAUGGAAGAACUAAAGCUCACUGGAAAUCACUUGAAGGGUUCACGCCCAAUCUUAACUUUCUCAACUAAUUUUGACAAGGAUCCCCACUGGAAGCUUCUGAAAGAGAUGAUCAUGCAGAUAUUUGGAAGUCCUAAGGACCACAGGAAAUCUAAACCAUACCAUGAUCAUGUCUUUGUUUUUUCCAUUCUUGAUGACCAUGUAUGGUUUAGGAAUUACCAGAUAUCUUGCCCUCAUACUGGAACCCAGAAAAUAGAUCGUGCAGACCUGGAGAAGAUGACCCUUGUUGAGGUUGGUCCAAGAUUUUGUCUGAAUCCGAUCAAGAUUUUUGGAGGUAGUUUUGGAGGCCCUACGUUGUAUGAAAAUCCAUUUUAUGUUUCACCAAACCAGAUCCGUGCUUUGGAGAAAAAGCAGAAGGCUGGGAAGUAUGCAAAGAAAAUUAAAGCCAAGACUAGGAGGAAGAUGCACGAACUGGAGAAUCCUCUGCAGGUUGAUGAACUUGCACAUAUGUGGAAUGAAUGAUACAACAUUGGCGCAGAGCUUUUAGCAUAUCAUCACUUCAAACUGCCCACCCUUUUGGUGCAAAUGAAGACCUUAUAAGCAUUCAAGUAAAAUUCCGUCUUUAAUUGUGUUUGUAAGGAUCUUCUUCCAAGCAGUGAAUGGAUGCAUUUUAAUGUCGGUUGAUCUGUAGUAUUUAUCAAGAAUAUGUUGCGAAGGUGUUGGUAUCCAGGAGAAAAUUUCCAUCUUGUCGUUUACACACAGAUACUUCUAUUAAUUUGGAAACAAAUGAGGAAGAAAGAAUUGUUGUUUAAUUCUUUUUAGUCUUGUCGUCAACUCAUGUGUAGGGGGGUAAAAGAGAGUGAUGAUUUUUUAAGCGCUGGUGUAUCAUUUUACAUUUAAAUCUAUGAAAUCCUACUCGGCUACUUGUUUUG